AUGAGAGUUUCAGAGAGUGCAGGUCAAAAAUUAAGAAGAAUGAAUAUAGAUUAUUCUUAAUUUCAAAUGCCAGAGAAUUCUCUUGAAUAUUACUUAAAACCUUUUAGACAAAAAUUAAAUUGUCACAAACUUUUACAAAAAUAAUAAUCUCCUUAGAGAGAAACUUUGCAUACCAUUUCUUGCAGAAUUAGACCCUAAAUAAUUAAUUAAUAAUUAAUUGAACCAAAUUAUUAAAAGAGCUUAUAAACUCUACCUAUUAGAUAACCUGUUUCUCAAAAUGUUAAUCGUACUUUUAUUUUAAGAAAUAAGAAACCAAGCAUUUAAGAACGAUAUAAAUAGAUUAUGGUAAAUUUAAUUGAAUAAAUAGGAAUAUAACGUUGAAGAACAAUUUAUUGAAUUGAGAAGAUUAAUGACUAGAUAGAAAAAAUCAUCCAGUCUUGGAAAAAGAGUUAAAUUCAUACCAUGA
Paramecium sonneborni is the source of this 466-nucleotide messenger RNA. Lineage: Eukaryota; Ciliophora; Oligohymenophorea; Peniculida; Parameciidae. The record is from the annotation of a GenBank genome assembly.